AGUAGCGGCUGACGUAGUUUCAAAAUGUCGUCCCAUCGCAACGUCUGCGUUGGUUCUCGGGUGUCGGAUCGUCAAAAGGAGCUUCUGCUGGCUUUUGUGAAAGAUCGCGACGCUGUCGUGCCCGCUGGAGCCGUCGUUCACAAGGGAGGACCGGGACGACAUGUGGCAGGAGCUAGUAGCGCUUUUGAACGAAGAAUUCCCUGCGCGUAACACCAGAGCCCAGUGGCAGGCCCGAUGGAGGAAUGAGCGCUACUAUUCGCAGCAGGGUCUUGCCAAUCUCCGAGGGCAGCAGAGCGGCACCCGAGGCGGCCAGAUUUCGGAUUACCGCGGCCGUGUCGUGCUCGACAGAGACGAGUGUGCGAGGCCCAGAGUUCGGGUGGUCUGAAUCGGUGAGCCCUGCUCCAGCUGCUGCUGGUGUGGCUGAAGAGGAUGUGGCCCAGGAUCUUCCCCGUGCCCCAACUCCUCAUGCCGCAGCUGCGAGAUGGGGGCAACCGGCAGGCCGAGGCGCUGGAGUUACUAGCCGCAAACACCAGGCGGCGGGGCCAGGCAUCAUUGAAAAGCUGCGCCAGGUUCAACUUCUCAGUGACGUGGUCCACGAAUUGCAAGGCGUUGGUACCCUCGCCCGGGCCCUCAUUGCAGCGGAAGCCACCUGCACAGUGAUUUGUAAAGACUAGUUGUACAUACAUGUAGACUUAUUUUUGUUCACAUCACGAGCUAUGAUACGCUCGCUUGCUUCAAUGGUGCCCUGCAAUUUUUUCUCAGUUAAUUUUCUUUUUCUGCAUAUCAGAAGCACUGAUGUGCUGUUUCAUUGUACAUGCAUUCAGCAAUUCAGCAGUCAUGCAUUCAGCAAUUUUGUAGUAUA
Rhipicephalus sanguineus (brown dog tick) is the source of this 862-nucleotide messenger RNA. RefSeq lists its product as uncharacterized. The record is from RefSeq and is a predicted model, not a curated record. The transcript has 4 exons. Bases 243 to 674 code for a protein of 143 amino acids. NCBI's taxonomy places the organism in Eukaryota, Metazoa, Arthropoda, Arachnida, Ixodida, Ixodidae.